UAUCUAACAUCCGGGCACUUCACUACUAAUCUUUUCUAUUUUCGACACACGGCAUAACGAGUUAUUUGAUUACAAAAGCGCAAAUUUUGAAGUUAUGUUAUCACGGUCAAUACGCGCAGAAACUCGCAGCAGAGCGAAAGAGGACAUCAAAAGAGUGAUCACUGCUAUUGAUAAAGUUAGAACAUGGGAGAAGAGAUGGGUUACUAUUGGCGAUACUACUAUGAAAGUGUUCAAAUGGGUGCCAGUGUCAAGUUCACAGCCGAGUUCGCAGAAAAUAUUUGGAAAGCGUGUAGCACACACAUCAAAGAACCGUGUAGGUAGAGUGACGGCGGCUGAUAAAGAUAUAUCCCAGUCCAAUGGAGAAGACAGUAAUCAAGGAAGUGUAUAUAUAGAUGAGACGACACGUCAGUCACAGGGCUCUGACAGUGGGUCAGGGAACAUCAAUGAAGAUUCCAACUUCUCGUUUGGUGGAGAUAUGAAAAACAGCAAUGAAGAUAGUAAUGAUACCAAUAUGAGUGCAGCAUUAAAGUUGGUGAGAAAUGAUGUAAAUGGGGAGGAAUCAAAUGAUUCAUCAGAGACUGGUUCCCCUGCAAAGAAAUUAAAAACGGGAGACAAACCAGCAAGUUGAGGACAAGUCUAUUAGUCAAUAUUUACCAUUGUCUGUAUUAUAUCAUACCACUGCCGUCACUAUAGUAACAGUAGCCUUGGUAUAUCACUCAGAUUUACAAACAUUAUCUGAACCAGUUUUUUUCCCCAAAUUCUUGCUAUAUUGACAAUAAAUGAAAUAAAAAUU
Messenger RNA from Mercenaria mercenaria, 793 nucleotides. RefSeq names its product B-cell CLL/lymphoma 7 protein family member B-like. Lineage: Eukaryota; Metazoa; Mollusca; Bivalvia; Venerida; Veneridae. Bases 95 to 628 code for a protein of 177 amino acids. The transcript has 6 exons. The record is from RefSeq and is a predicted model, not a curated record.